Paramecium octaurelia is the source of this 1281-nucleotide messenger RNA. The record is from the annotation of a GenBank genome assembly. NCBI's taxonomy places the organism in Eukaryota, Ciliophora, Oligohymenophorea, Peniculida, Parameciidae.
AUGCUAAAGAUUAUUUCUAAAUCUAGGACAACUCUAGCAAGCACACCCUAAUCUACAACUGAAGGUAAUCGAUAGAACUUAUUAAUUUGGGAUCAAAUGUUUGGAAAUUUCAACAAUGCUCUUAAAUCUAGAAAUCAGGCAUAGAGAUUAGCUGCAUAAAAAUAUUAAUUGAUAAAUGAUCCAAUAUGCACAUAAUCUCCAUUGCAUUAGCCAAAUCCCUUUUAGUUCAAUGAAAAACUUAGACAAGGUUUUAGAGAAUAUUUAUGUGGGGAACGUUCUGCUCUCAAUUUAGUUAAUGAAUGCAAUCACAUAAGUAAGAAGGAAGCCAAGUUAAAAAGUAGGAUCAAACUCAUUAAGAGAGCCAACAUGUUUGCUAAUUAAUUGUAAGUGGGAAACAAAUACAAAUCAUUGCAUUAACAAGGACUUACAGAUGAAGAAAUCGAGAAAAAAGUGAGAGUAUUUUAAAGAUUUGAGAAGAUAAAGAAAUUAAUUUAAAAGAAUUCAUAAACCGAACCAAAUGAAGACAACAAUCUUAGAGAUGUGUAACUAUUUAGACAACUCUAUGAGGUGAGUGAAGAAAAUAAAAAUAAGAUCAAAUAGAGAAAUCUAUUGACUGAGAGAGCUAAUGGAUAACGUGAAUUUGAUAAGGUAAAAUAUACAAGUCAUGGAUAUUUAAGAGUCAAAAAGGUUGAAAAGUAAAAAGGAGAUACAGUCAGUUGCGAUAAGAAAUAAUUUAUUAAAUAGAAGGUUCGGGAUGCAAUUAAUGAAUAAUUGAAGAAGUUUGUAAAAGAGAGACAAUAAAAAGAACAGGAUAUCUUGAAUAAGGCUAAAAGGAAGUUGUUAAUGAAAAAUAAUCAAUAUUAGGGAUUUUAGAAGGAUAAAUAUAUAUUGAACGAUCCCUUAAGCAAAGAUGUAAAGUUGUAUGCUUACAUGUUCAUGAGAAAUAAAGAGAAAGGAACAAGAGUAGAUACUUCUGAAAGGAUGUGCUUGACUACAAGAAAUGUAGAAAGACCAAAACAUUUUAUUAAGAACUUCAAUAAUGAUUUAACUUCUCGUGAUAUAAGCAUGUCUAAUGAUUCAUCUCUUAAUUCAAUGUUGGAAAUCAACAUUGAUAACAUGUAUAGAACAAGUAAUGCGAUAUAAAAUCAAAUUCUAUAAAGUGAUUCAGAGAAAUUCGUUAAGAGGAUUAAAUAGUUCCAGAAGGUCUAAUAAUUAAAUUUUGAAAUUAUCAAAGUUAACCAAUAGAAACUCACUUCUGAACGGAAAUCAAUUCUAUUUUGA